Messenger RNA from Phyllopteryx taeniolatus (common seadragon), 1436 nucleotides. RefSeq names its product tropomyosin 2 (beta) (gene tpm2). Gene Ontology annotation, molecular function: actin filament binding. The record is from RefSeq and is a predicted model, not a curated record. NCBI's taxonomy places the organism in Eukaryota, Metazoa, Chordata, Actinopteri, Syngnathiformes, Syngnathidae. Gene Ontology annotation, cellular component: actin filament. The coding region runs from base 137 to 991 and encodes 284 amino acids. Gene Ontology annotation, biological process: muscle contraction; actin filament organization. The transcript is spliced from 9 exons.
CUCCAGUGGAAAAAGUGCGGGGGGCUCAGUCAGUUGCGUUUCCAUCUUCCAGAUUUCCACCUCGUGGGCUCUCCCGUCCUCUCCCAGCGCUGACCUCUUUCUGCUCGGCUAGCCGUACGACACCACCGGAGGAAACAUGGAGGCUAUCAAGAAGAAAAUGCAGAUGCUGAAGCUGGACAAGGAGAACGCCAUAGACCGGGCGGAGCAGGCCGAGGGGGACAAGAAAGGGGCAGAGGACAAGUGCAAACAGCUGGAGGAGGAGCUGCUGGGCCUGCAGAAGAAGCUGAAAGGAGUGGAAGAUGAACUGGACAAAUACUCAGAGUCGCUGAAGGACGCCCAGGAGAAGCUCGAACAGGCUGAGAAAAAGGCAGCGGAUGCCGAAGCCGAGGUGGCAUCUCUGAACAGACGUAUCCAGCUGGUGGAAGAGGAGUUGGACCGCGCCCAGGAGAGACUGGCGACCGCUCUGCAGAAGUUGGAGGAAGCUGAGAAAGCAGCGGACGAGAGCGAAAGAGGAAUGAAGGUCAUAGAGAACAGGGCGAGCAAGGACGAGGAGAAAAUGGAGAUCCAGGAGAUGCAGCUAAAGGAGGCCAAGCAUAUCGCUGAAGAAGCCGACCGCAAAUACGAAGAGGUCGCGCGCAAACUGGUGAUUCUCGAAGGCGAUCUGGAGCGUUCAGAGGAGCGUGCCGAGGUGGCCGAGGCUAAAUCAGGCGACCUCGAGGAAGAAUUGAAAAACGUCGCCAACAACUUGAAGUCACUGGAGGCUCAGGCCGAAAAGUACUCACAGAAGGAGGACAAAUAUGAAGAAGAAAUUAAACUUCUUACUGACAAACUUAAAGAGGCCGAGACCCGAGCGGAAUUUGCCGAGCGAUCUGUGGCCAAGCUGGAGAAGACCAUUGACGAUCUGGAAGAAAAACUGGGCCAGGCCAAAGAGGCGAACAUGGACAUGCAUCAAGUGUUGGACCAAACCAUUCUGGAGCUCAACAAUUUAUAAAAGAUAUUUUCCCAGCCGCAAUUCCCAGUAUACACUUUGUACAACGGGAUUUCGCUUUACCAUCUAUGUGCACUCGAGGAUUGUCAAGAUGCAGAUGGAGUUAGUAAGCGGAGGGAUCAUGAAAAUGUUGAUGGUGUACUCCAAAAAAUGUAGCAUUCCCUCACUAUGAUAACUUUAUUUUGAGAAUCUUGGCCCGAUUAGCUAUCGCGCUCCAUUUCCCGGAUCGGGUCUGACAUUUUGUCGGCAACGACAAAACGUCUUGGGAGUGUGACAUAAUCCACGGCCGACGAUUUGGCAAAAUGAAAAGUCUCACAUGUUUGAUAUUUUAGAUAUCUUCCACGUAGCGUGACAUAGCGACGACAACAGCGCACCUUGACGUCGUCGACCAAUAGGAUUGCGUAAUUGCGAUACAAACAUUGAUUUCAAUAAAUAUAUCGUAACUCUC